This is a messenger RNA of Xiphias gladius (swordfish), 5206 nucleotides long. RefSeq names its product excision repair cross-complementation group 6-like 2 (gene ercc6l2). The record is from RefSeq and is a predicted model, not a curated record. The transcript has 21 exons. Bases 86 to 5020 code for a protein of 1644 amino acids. Lineage: Eukaryota; Metazoa; Chordata; Actinopteri; Istiophoriformes; Xiphiidae. Gene Ontology annotation, molecular function: ATP binding; ATP-dependent chromatin remodeler activity.
GUGGUCAAAAUAGAUAAACAUUCAGCAAGAUUCAGUGGGGCUGCAGUUGCUAUGCUGUGUCUGUCUGUGUUUUCUCUGCCAGAUAAUGAUCAUAAACUGCAGGGAGGAUAAAGGAAAAGACCAGAGAAAAUACAUACAACGUAUCCUGAUGGCUUCAACUUCUGCAGCUGAAAAAGCGUGGCGUGGAGGUGACAAUUGUCUGGCUCCGAACCCAAGAGAUGGCACCCUGCAAGAAGGCACCAUCCAGAGACUUGCCUCCACUUCUCAUAGUAAUGAUACCGCAGCAUGGGUGAUAUUAACUGAUCAUAGUAAAGAUGCAGACGAGGAGGAAGAAGAGAAGGAGGAAGCCAUACCUGUCUCAAAACCCAUGAGACCAGACUUGAAUCAUUUCACCCAGGAGAAACCGGUGUUUCCCAGCAGUAUUUCAGAUCCCAAGCUAUGUGUCCCAUUAGAGCUGAGUGAUGUUGAUGGAGACAGAGUCCCUUAUCCCAUCAACAGAUACCUGAGAGAUUAUCAAAGGGAAGGCAUCAGGUUCAUUUACAACAGUUACAUCCGUUCCAGUGGUUGUAUCCUGGGGGACGACAUGGGCCUUGGAAAAACUGUACAGGUCAUUGGUUUUCUUGCUGCUGUGUUGCACAAAACGGGUACUUGGGAAGACAUCGAGAACAACAGGCCUCAGUUUCUGCAGAGUCAGAUCCCCACCAAGCAAAGUAAACCCAACAAAGUGUUCCUCAUUGUCGCCCCACUGUCAGUGCUUUAUAACUGGAAAGAUGAACUGGACACAUGGGGUCAUUUUCAGUGUGUGGUGGUCCACGGACUGAGGAAAGAGGAAGAGCUGGCUCGCAUUAAGAAGGGACGCAUUGAAAUUGCUCUCACCACCUACGAGACUCUGCGCCUUUGUCUGGAUCAGUUUAAUAACAUAGACUGGUCUGCUGUGGUUGUGGAUGAGGCCCACAAGAUAAAGAAUCCAAGUUCUCAGAUCACUCAGGCCAUGAAGGGGCUGAAAUGUAAGAUCAGAAUUGGUCUCACUGGCACCAUCUUACAGAACAACCUUGAGGAGCUGUGGUGUGUCAUGGACUGGGCCGUACCUGGUUGUCUUGGCAGCUUAGGACAUUUCAAGAACAAGUAUUCAAAUCCAAUUGAGCAAGGGCAGAGGCACAGUGUAACCAAACGGGCCCUAGCUACAGGGAGGAAGAGUGUCAGAGCCCUUGUGAGGAAGAUUUCUCAUUGGUUUCUCAGAAGGACUAAAGCUCUCAUCAAAGAACAACUACCUACGAAGAAUGACAGGGUGGUUUAUUGCUCCCUGACAGACUUUCAGGAGACUGUGUAUCAGACGGUGCUGGAUACUGAAGAUGUGACGUUACUGCUGAGGUCUUCAGAGAAAUGUGACUGUCAAAGUGGACGCACCCGCAGAAGCUGCUGCUACGAAACAAACUCUGGAGGUGUUAAAAUGAAGGAGCUAUACUUUAGUUACUUGGCUAUAUUGAGGAAGGUUGCCAACCACGUAGCACUUCUUCAGUCCACUGCAGGAACCAGCAAGAAACAGGAAAAGUAUUUGAGUGCCAUUUGUCAGAAGGUGUUCCAAAGGUUUCCAGAUUUGGCGCAAAGAUGCAAGGAUGAAGCAUUUGAGACGUUGUCGGACCCUAUGUACAGUGGAAAAAUGAAGGUUUUGCAGAAGCUGCUCAAAUAUUACCUGCAAAAGAGAGAUAAGUUACUUCUUUUCUCUCUCUCAACCAAGGUGUUAGAUGUGCUGGAGAGCUACUGCAUGGCAGAGGGGCUGGACUACAGCAGAUUGGACGGAACCACCAAAACCAAAGAGAGAGUCCAGAUCGUCAAAGAAUUCAACAGCUCCUCUCACAUCAACCUCUGCCUGGUUUCCACCAUGGCGGGUGGUCUCGGUCUUAACUUUGUAGGGGCCAAUGUGGUAGUGCUAUUUGACCCCACCUGGAAUCCAGCAAAUGACCUACAGGCUAUUGACAGGGCGUAUCGUAUUGGCCAGUGCAGGAAUGUGACUGUUCUCAGGCUAAUCUCAUUGGGUACCGUAGAGGAGAUUAUCUACCUCAGACAAGUUUACAAACAGCAAUUGCAGUGCUCAGUUGUUGGUAAGGAGACCUCCCGGCGGUAUUUUGAGUCAGUGCAGGGGCAUGGUGUCUAUAAGGGGGAGCUGUUUGGGAUCAAAAACCUCUUCAGGCUGCAGACCCAAGGGACAUGUCUCACCCGCAAAAUACUAAAGCGAGAAGGCAAAGUGGAGGCCGGUGUAACCACAACCAGCACACACACAGGCGAAGAGAAGGAGGAGGGCAGGAAAGGAGUUAGCGAACCUGGAGAUUCUCCAUUUACAGAGGGCCUUGUACCAAAUGAUGAACCAGCGAAGGAUAACAGAGAUGUAUCAAAGGUCCCCAGAGGCGUGCUGGACUUUAGCAGUGGGAGUGAAGAGGAUGAGAUUGAGCAGAGGUUUAAGAGAAAGGCCUCAAACCCCAGUGCGGUGGAUGGCAACAGGAGCGGGAAUGCUGACACUGGUCCUGGUCGAAUGAGUCUCCUCCAGCACGGUUUCUCCAGAUUCCUCGAAAGGAUCAAAGAAAUACCAGAGUUAGGCGAAGGGGACAGUAGUCCAGGUGUUGAAGAAAGCCCCUCUGACAAAGACACUGAGGAUCAUGAGAAAUUAAGAAAGAAUGAGUGUACCUCCUCUGGCAUCUACAAGAGCUCCAAUACAGGGAAUGGUGCAGUCUGUCUACCGAAAUUGGGAACAAAAACCUGGGAAAUCUCCAGUGUAUCAGACAGAGAAGACAUAAGGAAUGGAGCUGGGGGGAGACAAAAUAGGGUUUCUCUGUUGAAAGAGAAUGAUGAUGCUGCAAGAAAGAGAUAUGGUAUGAAAGGGUGGACAAAUGAGGAAAUGACAGUAGAUGGGGGGAGUGAUAAAAACUCACCAGACAAAAAGCCCAACAAGCUCAAAACUACAGUUCCCACAGUACACCGCUUUGAGAGUUACUCUGAUGAAUCUGAGGAUUUUGACCUAGGGGCAAGCACGUGGUCCAAGAAGGGCACAUUCAAUUCACAUGGUAGAGGCCAAGACAGAAGCAGAAGACAUCUUGAUUGUAACAAAAAGAGGCAAACUACUAGUGUAAGGAACAAGGCCAGAUCCAAACACACAGAAGCCAUAGAGACAUGCACAUCUUCAGAGGAUGAACACACCCCUUUUAAGAAAGGGAGAUCUCACUUGACAUCUCCACAGACAGAAAGAUCUAGUGCUGACAUGCCACAAGAUGGGCAAAGAGCUGCAACGACAGAGAGAGACAUAGGGAUACCCAGAGCCGUUUCAUUUACAGGUACGAAAAGUCAGACAUCUCCAGCAUCCAAAGGAAAGGAUGGAACAAUCGACAGUGUGCUAGGGGGACUACAGGAGGUGGUGUAUACCCACUCUAACCAGCGCGUGGUGGGUGGGAGCAAAGCAGAGGAGCUAAUCAGUAGAGCUGCUGUACGAGACGUGUAUGAACGCAAGAUGUACUCUCAGGUCCCAGCCAAUUUCCUUCUAGGCAACCCGGAGAGCCUCUCAGCAAGCCUGCCAGGCAGUCUGCCCUACCCUACCAUAGACAGGCUGGAAAAGCCCAGUGUGGACCAUCCAGUCACCUUCACCAGCAAGUGUGUGCACCACACCAAACACACCACCUUCAUCAUUGGAGAGACUCCCCAGGCCAUACGCAGGCAGCACCUAGAGGACAUGGCAAAAAAAUUCAGAUUUCCCUCGGUUCAUCAGUUUGUAGUGGAGAUUCUGAGAAGAAACUCAACCCGGAGACUAGCCUGGCUACGACAGUAUUACACUUCACUGAACCACCCUGACUUGGCUAAUACAGUCACCAACAACUUCCCACAAUCUGAUUCAGCACAGACCUCCUCCACUUCAGCUGCUACCUCCUCAACAUCGACCCAAACAGCUGCCACAAAAUCUCACAGAGAGACCAGAACCCCCAAAAAGGAUGUUCCAAAAGCCACAAAAAAGCCUAAAUACACUCAGAAGAAUCUGGAACCCCAAACUAAACCUAAAAUCCCACACAACAAUGUUUCUGUGCCACAGAAAAAGUCUAGAAGCCUUCAAAAGUAUGUUCCAGAACCUCAACCAAACCCUAAAAACCCACUAAAUAAUGUUCUAGAACCUCAGAAAAAGCAAAAGAUCUCACAAAAGAAUGUUCUAGAACCUCUAAGUAAUGUUCCAAGCCCUGAGUCAGAGGAGCAGGAGGAGACGGUCUGCAGUGCCAGAGGACACAGGAGGACAAAGAGGGGUAGUGUUUCUAGUUCUGGAGCCUACAGAGCUGGUGGUGGUCUUGGCAGUGAUCAGGCCAGCAGCCGUGGUCUUGGGUCUGGGAAGGCUGCUGCUUUCCUGAACCACACAGACAGAGAUACCCCUUCUUCUCCGGACGUCAGCCAUGGCAGGUCCAACAUGUUAUCCAAACCCACAGCACAGGGAAGGGGGCAAGAGCAGAAAUUGUCCUCCAGAACUACUUUUCAAGGACAGAGAGAAAAUUCUCAGACCCCUUCCUCUCCUGAACAGGCCCCUUCUGCCUCAUGUAAUCGCUCCUUGCUCAAAGAUCUGAUAGGAGACACGUCGAUCCUUGAUGAUUUGUUAAAACCCAAACCCAGGGGUGCACAACAGAGGAGCACCCCAAAAACACCCCCUACAUUCUCAGUGCCAGUAAGCACAUGUGUCGCCAAACCUUCCCCAUCCAGAAUUACUGACAAUACUGAUUCAGGUUCAACAGGCCUCCUUGACUCUCUCUAUUCUCCAAGUUCACACACACCAACUACACACCAGGUCAAUACACCAGUGCAGGCAUCAAAGGGCGGUCGCAAAGACUUCUGGGACAUCCUGAACGAGGGUAAUGAGGAGAGUAUUAACAGGUUAACAGACCUGGCAGAAGUGCAGAGAGUUUGCGUCAACACUAACUUUUCAGCUAGAAGUAGGUCCGGAGAGGAGGAGAGCAAGAGUCUCUGGAAGACUAAUGAGAAGUUCCUGUGGAAGAAAUAAUACAGAAGAGACAUUUUAGGUUGUACUAAUUUUAAGUUCUAAAGGAGAAAUUAAAAAAUUUCUCAACAUAUUUUAUAAUUUUAAAAAUGCAUUUAAUUUAUACCUUUUUUAAAUGUCUUUUUUAUUUACUGUUAUUUGAAAAUAUCCAGUUUUCACUGAAUUAGUGAGUUACUAACAUAAUAUUGA